Molecule: messenger RNA, 2530 nt
Organism: Ectocarpus sp. CCAP 1310/34
Lineage: Eukaryota; Phaeophyceae; Ectocarpales; Ectocarpaceae
Source: the annotation of a GenBank genome assembly
AGACUGUCUACGUGUAGAUGCAUCGCCGCUGCCGUACGGCUGUGUAUCUUGGCCUUUUCUCUAUCGCUGCUUCUCUGAGAGCCGUCUUGGGCGGUCAGCACUUCGAGUAUGACGAAGGCCUAGGCAAGCUCGCAGUGAUUUACAGCAGCGCAGCGUACGACAGGGUGGAAGAGUGGGUGUUCGCCAACCCGGCUUGCAACGAGCAGACGAAAGGGUUCGUCUUCAUUGAGUCGUUCGUCGGCGAGCACACGGACGCGUUUGGCUUCGUCGGAGUGGACACAGUUGGCGAGAGGAUCGUUGUGGCUUUCAAAGGCACCACCGACGUACAAGAUUGGGUGACGAACCUACGAACUUGGAUACACUACAAUCAUCGCUGCGCGCCGGCGGGGGAGGCAGACACGGUCGCCGCCCCCACCACCUACCCAGGAGGCGAGGCCGUCGCCCCGGGCCAGCAAACGGCGGCGGAGGUAUCGCAAUCGUGUUCGCAUCAACAACAUCGGAGACGACCGGGGGGUCAACAGGCUGACUCACGGGCGCAAGAAGCGAAGGCCAGCGGCGGCCGCGAAGGGUGGGUUGAUGGCGGGCCUGCGGAAUCUGGAGCAGCUCCUCGGCUCGGGGGGCGUGAACCGUUAUCCGGCGCUGGGAUAGUCGGGGGGGAGGACGACAACAACAACAACAACAACAACAACAACAACAACAACAACAACCCAGGACCAUCAUCCGGAGUCGGGGGCAGGGAUCCGGCGGCGGCGGCGGCGGGCCACGGGGCGUCGUCCAACAAGGAGGCGGCCUCGCGAGAGCAUGGCGAGGACGACCGGCUGCUGAUCGGCAACGUGCACUUCGGCUUCUGCGAGUUCUACCAGACGCUGGUCGCCGAGGGCCUGGCCACCAAGGUCCUGCACCUCGCCCGCAAACACCCGACCUACACGAUUUUCGUCACGGGGCACUCGCUGGGCGGGGCGGCGGCGGCGGUGUGCGCGGCGGACCUGGUCGAGAGGCUAGGGGUGGCCAGCGAGCGGGUGGUGCUGUACACGCUGGGGGAGCCGCGCGCGGGGGACGGAGUUUUCGCGGACGGGAUCAACGAGCACGUGGGAACGGCCUACCGCAUCGUGCACGACAAGGACCUCGUGCCUCAUCUGUCGCUUUGCUGCCACGGUUGGCUCGGCAAAUGCAUAGGCGGGGAGGAGGCAUGCCCUUACCAGCACAGCACCGAGAUAGUGUACGCCAACGACAUGAGCGACGGAUCCCCCUGGAUUCAGUGCGACGACAUGGUCGGAGAGGACUACGCAUGCGAUCCCCAGGGUUGGGAUCUGAGCAUCGCGGAUCACGUCAGCUACUUCGCGCGCAUCGUCGGGCAGUACUGCAACACACCCCCAGAAGACCUCAAGCCCUUUCCUCUGCAGGGCCCAAGAAGAGGAGAAGGCCAGGUGGGCACCGUACGAGGCCGCUAUGCGUCAAGAAGAUGACGCCUACCGACCCAUGGAGAGGCUGCGGGACGCCUAGAAAGAUGCGCAGGGAUGUGGGAGGGCGAGCUUGCGGUGACGUGAGGAUCCUCUUGGGAAAGGCACACGGCCUUGUGAAGAAUGGAGGCGGCGGGAAGGUGGAAGCAGAGAUGGUGAGGGGACAUCCUGGCGCCUUCCCUGGACUCUACCGUCGUGAAGAACACCUCGCCUGUCUUGCACCAUACAGUGUGGGGCCGUCAACAACGCCGAUUGAUUUGCGCCCCAUGGCCCUGUAUUUUGCCUGUGAAGCUGCUGGGGUCAGAUUAUAUCACGAAGUGUUGUGUACUUUGAAUGGCGCCGCUCCUUUCUGAAAGCGCUGGUCGAUGCACCGGGCACCUACUGGCGUUUUGUUGAGGACCCCCCACUGUACCACGCCAGUUCAGAAAGAGUGCGGUACUCAACACGAACGGUUCCAUUUUUGUGGCGUGCCCGAGGGACUUGUGGUAUUUGGAUGCGUUGGUGGCGGACCGCGGUAUGGUCUUGUAUAUUGUACAAGUAAUAACUUUGGCUGUAUGUGUGGUGGUGGAACACUGACAUAUACAGUACGGUGGCGGGGUCGGUUCGAGGACGACGAUUUGGUAUGGUUUUUUGGGCGGGUGCCAACAUCCGCGCAUAGCGCAGUAGACAACUUCGGGGCCUGUAGCAACACGGGCGUUUUAGCUACGUGUGCCGGGUACCAUAUUUGCUUCGAGUGCAUUGCAGGGUGUGUUUGUGUGCGAGGGUCAAGGCGUGCGCGUGUUGCCUUUGUCGGCACGCGACGAAAAAAUAAUUUACAUAAAUGCACCCUUCAAGUAGCAUUCGUUCCUUGCAGUAGCGGGUUUCCGGAAUUGAUUGAGGACACACAGGCUUGAGCUCGCUCGCACGAGCGCGACGGGGAGGGGCACUAGUUGUUGUGUUUUGUGAUGUCACCAUCAUCGUGUUGGCGGCACUCGUUUAUUUUUGUUUGGUUUAACACGGGAAUGCUCGCAUCAUCUCUCGCGCAUGGCCACAGGCCAACGGCCCCAACGGCACAUCCGGAAACAAAAAAG